This is a messenger RNA of Monopterus albus (swamp eel), 738 nucleotides long. RefSeq names its product BRICK1 subunit of SCAR/WAVE actin nucleating complex (gene brk1). NCBI's taxonomy places the organism in Eukaryota, Metazoa, Chordata, Actinopteri, Synbranchiformes, Synbranchidae. Bases 61 to 288 code for a protein of 75 amino acids. Gene Ontology annotation, biological process: regulation of actin polymerization or depolymerization; cell motility; actin filament organization. The transcript has 3 exons. Gene Ontology annotation, molecular function: protein-containing complex binding. Gene Ontology annotation, cellular component: SCAR complex. The record is from RefSeq and is a predicted model, not a curated record.
UGGAUGCACGCAGUGGGAAAUCCUUGAUUGAAUGUUACGCCUAGCUGCGACUUAUCCAACAUGGCUGGCCAGGAAGAUCCAGUGCAAAGAGAGAUUCACCAAGAUUGGGCGAAUCGAGAGUAUAUAGAAGUAAUUACAAGCAGCAUCAAAAAAAUUGCCGACUUUCUUAACUCAUUUGAUAUGUCGUGCCGAUCUCGUUUGGCCACGCUAAAUGAGAAGCUGACAGCGUUGGAGAGGAGGAUUGAAUAUAUUGAGGCAAGAGUGACUAAAGGAGAGACCUUGACCUAGAACUCAUCAUGGAAAUUCAUUGCCUCCUAGUACCUGCCCUCCACACACACUGAAAUUUUGGAAUAAGUGAAAUAGGUUCCACCCUCAUUUUUUGCAACCAGUGGACCAUUUUUUAUUAUAUGACUGAGAUUUUUUUUUUCAUGACACAUUUGUAUAGAAGAUAUGCCUGUCUUGGGUUUCGGUAUCUCAAGCAUAAUCGAAGUUGCAAAACAAAAAUAAGCUCCAUAAUUGUCUUAAUUAUGGAUCUGGUAUCAGAACAAUUUGUUGACCAUCUGUGUUGUAUACAGUAUCAUUAUCACUUCAAAGAUUUGUGAAAGGGAAAUGUGCCAAGUUGAACAAGUACUUGUGUAGUCAUCUUUAUUAAGGACCUGCUUGUACAGUGAACUGUUUGGUGAUGUUUCAGGAUUUAAAUACUUUAAUAAAUGAUUAAAAUGGCUUAAUUUCAUGUUG